Messenger RNA from Penaeus monodon (black tiger shrimp), 853 nucleotides. Its product is annotated as dihydroorotate dehydrogenase (quinone), mitochondrial-like. Lineage: Eukaryota; Metazoa; Arthropoda; Malacostraca; Decapoda; Penaeidae. Bases 231 to 578 code for a protein of 115 amino acids. The record is from RefSeq and is a predicted model, not a curated record. The transcript is spliced from 3 exons.
UGUUAUGUAAUGAGAAGCGGACCCUGCUCUCGUCGGGGCUGAUCAGCUGUUCGGAGGCGAAUCAGCUGUUCGCGAGAGCCGUCUCCGCCAGCGCCGGGUCACGUCUCGUCACGUCACGUCUUGUCACGUCUCGUCUCGUCACGUCUCGUCUUGUCACGUCUCGUCUCGUCUCGUCACGUCUCGUCUCGUCACGUCACGUCUCGUAAGCGGUCGGCGGGUCUCGUCACGGCAUGUUGCAAACACUCCUCCUCAGAAGCAGGGCAGCUGCAUUUGCCAAGUCACUUCGCACCCCUAUAUUGAAAAAAAAAGUCAGCGAUGUCAUCAAGCUCUCGGUUGGAGGAACAGUUGUGUUUGUUGGCAUCAGCUUAUACUUCAAGAAUGAAAAGUUUUAUGACACCUGGGUGAUGCCCAUCUUCCACUCUGUAGACCCAGAAACAGCCCACAACUUAGCAGUGAUGGCAGCAAAGUACAACUUGGUGCCCGAGGCAAAGCUAAAGAAGUCAAAGUUAUUGGAGCCCCCACCUCCAGCCGCCAUCCCUGCCGUCAACUCCUCUCAAGGGGCGACAGGGGGUGUGUGAAAGGUAGCCAUCAUAUGUUGAUUUGAAUGUUUUGUCUAGCAAGUCCCUGUUAACAUUUAGGUCUUAUAGGUGGAGAGAAUUACCUCAUGGGAAUCUGAUUCCCUUCAUGUGUCUCUGAAUGAUGUGAUAAAUUUAUUUGAAAUAUUGUGUUAAUAGUCAGAGGUUGAAAGAGAUUGAAGAGAAAAUGCCAUUCUGUUUUAUAGAGCUUGUGUCAGUUUUUUGUCAUGCAGAGAGAGGAAAAUAGCACAAUAAUACGAGUAUACGUUUUGAUGAGG